Messenger RNA from Schistocerca gregaria, 2012 nucleotides. RefSeq names its product coiled-coil domain-containing protein 13-like. Gene Ontology annotation, cellular component: centriolar satellite. NCBI's taxonomy places the organism in Eukaryota, Metazoa, Arthropoda, Insecta, Orthoptera, Acrididae. Gene Ontology annotation, biological process: non-motile cilium assembly; cytoplasmic microtubule organization. The record is from RefSeq and is a predicted model, not a curated record. The coding region runs from base 20 to 1903 and encodes 627 amino acids. The transcript has 10 exons.
CGACUGAAAGCUGAACAUCAUGUCUGAUCCGAAUGGUGCUGGGGACGGAGCAGGAGAUGCUGCUUCGGUUUUCGACGCCAAAUUGGAAGAAGAACAGGUAAAAUUUUCGUCGAGCAGUGAUGAAUCUGAGGCAGCAGAGGUGUUUCCACGAGAGACAUGUAAGAAACUGCGCGCGCGGGUGCGCGCCCUCAGCACCGAGAACUGCCAACUGCGUCGCAGCGUCGAGCAGCUGCGUCAGCACGCCAGCGCGCCGGCCACCGCCGCUCCCACCAGGGGCAGCAAGAGGGCGGAGCCGCCGCGGCUGGCGUCUGAGGUGGCGGCCGCGCAGGUCAGCGAGUUGAGCCGCCGGCUGCGCGACAUGUGCGCAGAGCUCGAGGCCACCAGGAACCGCCAGCGCGCCGCCGAGGACAAGGUGUCGUCGCUGACUGCGGAGGUGGAGCGCCUGCGGUGCGCGCCGCCCCCUCCGACUCCGGUGGCGGCAGCGGAGGGCGAGGGCGCGGCCAGCCCGGAGGAGCAGGUGCGCCAGCUUACGGAGCGGCUGUCCGCCACCAACGCCAAGCUGUGCGACAGCCGCAGCCAGUGCGCGCAGCUGCGCAGGGACCUGCAGCUGGCGCAGCGCGCGCUCGCCAACGAGGUGGGGGAGGCGGUGGCAGUGACUCAGCUGGGGUCGUUCCGCGGGCGCGCGCAGCAGAUCCUGCAGCUGCAGCGGCGAGUGGCGGAGCUCCAGGACAGGCUGUCUCAGCAGCAGCAGCAGCCGGGCCAGGCCGCCUCCAGCAGCGGAGACCACGGCGUCAGCCCAGCGCAGAGCCAGCUGCUGCAGCAGAUGGAAAAGGAGCGGCGGGCGGCGCACGAGCAGACGGUGACGUCGCUGCGCGAGACGCAGCUCCAGCUGGAGGACUCCAGGAGGCGGCUGGAGGGGCAGCGCGCCCGCACCAAGGUGCUGGAGGCGGAGCUGCGCGACCUCAAGCAGAAGAUGACAGUACUGCUGGAGAAAGGCGAGCACGACAACCAGCUGGUGGCGGCGCUGACGGCGCAGCUGCGGUCAGCAGAGGAGGCAGCGGAGGACAAGCGGGCGCUGCUGUCGGUGGAGGCUGAGCGCAUGCGCGAACGCGGCAGGCAGUUGGAGGACGACCUGGCGGCGCUCAGGGCGCAGCUGACCACGCAGACGGCGCAGCUGGCGCAGAAGGACAGACUGGUCGAGCAGCUGCAGCUGCGCCUGGACCAGCUGGAGCAGCCCAAGGUGGAGGGCAGCGUGUGCGGCAGCCCGCGCAGCACGCCCUCGGAGUGCGGCUCUGGCAGGUACACGCCGGCGCUGCAGGCGGCCGAGGCGGAGCGCCGCCGGCUGCUGGAGCUGGUGGCCGUGCUGCACACGCGCAUGGACGAGCGCGAGCAGGCCGCCGCGCAGGCCGACGCCCGCUGGCGCCAGGAGCGCGCGCGCGCCGCCCAGCUGCAGACCAAGGUGGAGCGCCUGGAACUGGAGCGCCAAAGCCUGGUGAAGGUCGGCUGCUAUCGCGGGCCGGCCAACAAGCAGCUGCAGCAGCAGCUGCUGACCAUCGAGGAGCGCCAGCAGCUGGAGCUGCUGCAGGAGGAGGUGGCACUGCUGCGCACCAGGGUGGACGUGCUGCGCAGGGAGAAGGAGGACGACCGCGCCAAGUACCUGUCGCUGCUGCAGCGCUCCUGGGACCAGGAGCAGCGAAGUGAAGUAGCACCAUCGAGCAGCUACAGUCACAGUCCUGGGCCGCAGCGGCGCUGCAGUGUGCAACAGCAGUCUGUCAGCGGCAGUGUGCAGCAGCAGCCAGUCAGCAGCAGCAGCAGCGGCAGCAGCAGCGUCAGCAGCAGCCGUGGCAGCAGGCGCAGCAGUGUGCCACGCAGAGCUCGCAGCCAGGCGCCGCCUCCCCGCUGACACCUUGCAGUGUCCCUGUCACUGUCUAUCACACCAUUUCUUUCAUCUUUGCCUCUUAUAUUCACUGAGAAUAUGAAUAAAGCCUCCAGUUACCUUUAGCACUACUGAU